Cyprinus carpio (common carp) is the source of this 1255-nucleotide messenger RNA. Its product is annotated as cortexin domain containing 1. The record is from RefSeq and is a predicted model, not a curated record. Lineage: Eukaryota; Metazoa; Chordata; Actinopteri; Cypriniformes; Cyprinidae.
AGCGAUCAGGAUGGUAGCAGAGGCCUGGACUGAUGCUGACAGACCGAAGCGAUGGAGGAGACAACACCAGACCCUGCUUUCGUGGACGUGGACCAGGGUCUGACCCUGACGUGCAUCGCCUUCCUCUGUCUGCUGCUGGUGGCAAUGAUCAUCCGCUGUGCCAAAGUCAUCAUGGACCCCUACAGUGCCAUUCCCACCUCCACCUGGGAGGAACAGCACUUAGACGACUAGCAGAUCACAUUUUUCCAAUAACCUCGGCAAAUAAACAUGCACCUGCAUUCAAUCAAACCCUAACAUCAUGUUUCAACCAGUACACAGAUGUCUGUUGGAUAUUUAAGCUGCUAGUCUUCUUCUCACAUACAGCAUCACUAGCUUUGAAGACGUCAUUAUGGAAACUGAGUUGAAUUCCUCCCAACCAACACUGUAUAAAACAAGAAGGCAUGAAUCCCGAAAUGAAGUUGAUUUUGACACCCAUAUCCUCUUUUUUGCUCCUGGCUCCCUGGAUGGGCUUCAGUAAAACAAAAUCACUCCAAAACGAUGCACAAACAAGCCAAAAUCAGAGACUUCCAACCACACUUACCUGACGUUCUCACAACCAAUGCAUCCUGAAUUUGUAGUUAAACAAAGGGAGCAAAUGCAUAUUUUUAUAUUUCAUAAUGAUAAAUGAGAUACACAUUCAAGCAAGGCACGGAAAACAUGUCUAGCUACGCAAGUUUGUACGCAAACGAAGCUGCAUUUUUAGUGUUGCCACAUGGAGGGCUAUAGCUGUCUUGUUAAUGUCAAUUUUCUUUUACACAGUCAUGGUGGAGCAACAGUUUGUUAAAAGGCUAGUUAACCGCCAGCAUGUUUAUUUAUGGUUAAUUGGCACAGUAAUUUGCAGUUAACUCUAUCGCCCCCUUGAGUGGCACCACUGCGAAUACAAUAUUUACAACAAGACUGCAUACUUGCAAUACAUUGGUCAAGCAUUUACAUUUACAGACUUAGACAAAGUAUGAUCUUAAUCGUGAUUAUGUUUUGCAAGAAGACACAACCUUGACUGAAGGCCUUGUGAAAAUGGCUAAAGAUGAAAAACACCAUAAACUGUUGCAUUCAUCUUACCGUUGUCUUUACAAGAGCAUCUGUCUCUUUCUUUUAUCGGCUCUUAUACGAUCUGAUCCCCUGAUGUGGUUUGAUAAUGUUGUCCUUGAUGAAUUGUACUCAUUUGCAGAGAGCUAUAGUCUGCAUGAUAUCAAGUGCCUCAGCUGAAGUCAUAUAA